Molecule: messenger RNA, 790 nt
Organism: Zychaea mexicana
Lineage: Eukaryota; Fungi; Mucoromycota; Mucoromycetes; Mucorales; Lichtheimiaceae
Exons: 4
Coding region: 117-668 (183 amino acids)
Biological process (GO): mRNA splicing, via spliceosome
Cellular component (GO): U12-type spliceosomal complex; precatalytic spliceosome
Molecular function (GO): snRNA binding; mRNA binding
Source: RefSeq, a predicted model, not a curated record
UGCUUGUAAUAAAUAUUUCCUUAAUUUGCACACUGGUAUCAUAACUCCAUAGCGGUUUGGAAGGAAGCAGUUAUAUUAAAAAAACCUGAUUGGACUUUGUGUUACCACUGCUUCUUAUGUGGUUCUCAAAAGUAUACGAUCCGCUUCAAGCAGGAUCCAUCGAUGGCACCGAUGCUUUACCUCACGAUAAUGCUAUUAAACGAGCACAGCAAUCUCACUAUCAUCCUCCAAAGGAACUGUCGAGUGAUCCCGCGAAAACGAUCUAUGUGGGGCGUUUAAACUUCAACACGACCGAAGAAAGUUUGCGUAGCUAUUUUGAACAGUUUGGUGAAAUCACACACAUUCGCUUGAUCUAUAAUCUUGUGACAGGAACUUCCCAAGGUUAUAGCUUCAUUACAUUCAAGCACGAGAAUAAUGCACGAACUGCAUAUGAUAAAGCAAAUCAUGCUGUAUUAGACGACCACAUCAUACUGGUCGACUAUGAACGAAGCCGUGGGAUGAAAGGCUGGGUUCCUCGUAGACUAGGCGGUGGAUUUGGAGGGAAAAAGGAGAGCGGCCAACUGCGUUUUGGAGCGCGAGAUAAACCAUUUCGAUGGCCAGCGUUAGUUUUUCUUCUGCUUCUUGCUAACAGACUCUUCUGUUACUUUGUUAGUGCUAUCGACUACUAAUCCCUUUAUUUUUUCCUUUGCAAAAAACAUUCAGAAGAAUGGGACGUGGUGAUGGUCACCAUAUAUCACAUGAUCAACGCCGUUCGGACAACUGGUGUCAAUUUAGUGAUGAAGCGCGCAAG